UCCAUUUAUCGUCAGCAGAAAUGUCCAAACUCACUACCCUCUUCCUGGUGGCGCUCCUCCUCUGCUUCACAUUCUCCUACGGCGUCGCCGCCCGCCCGGACCCGUCGCUCCCCUCCGGUUCCGGUCAUCAGGCCGACACCCAACUAGCUGCAGGGGAGGCUGAAGCAGCAGAGCAUGUUGAGGUGGAGGAAAGCUGCGAAGGAGAUGGGGAGGAAGAGUGCUUGCACCGAAGGAACCUCGAGGCUCAUCUCGACUACAUCUACACCCAGGGCAUCAACAAGAAACCCUGAACCAAUUUCAUUAUUACUCCCAUUUCCUUCUUAAUAAAAUCUCAAUUAUAUAAGUCUAUAGCAUGCAUGCAUGCAUGCAUGCCUGAUGUUUGGGUGUUAAUUGCUGAUUUCCUAUGUAUUAUUUUAGUAAACUAAUUAAUGAGUGAUUAUGUUGUGUAUGAACACCUAAGCCCUCUUCAUUUGCAGCUUAAUCAAGUGUUAUUCCCAGUA
Malania oleifera is the source of this 500-nucleotide messenger RNA. RefSeq names its product phytosulfokines 3-like. Gene Ontology annotation, molecular function: growth factor activity. The record is from RefSeq and is a predicted model, not a curated record. The transcript is spliced from 2 exons. The coding region runs from base 21 to 290 and encodes 89 amino acids. Lineage: Eukaryota; Viridiplantae; Streptophyta; Magnoliopsida; Santalales; Ximeniaceae. Gene Ontology annotation, biological process: cell population proliferation. Gene Ontology annotation, cellular component: extracellular region.